GUGACAUGGAUGCACCUCAACCGUGUGAUGCUGCUCACUAUAGAUGAGACAACUAUCACACUCAUCCCGAGGUUUCGGGUCACGCGUGAGGACCCUACCACUUGGACCCUCCACAUACGUAAUGUGCAACCUGACGACACUGGCUACUAUGUCUGUCAGGUUAAUAUGGAACCGGCUAUCAACCAGGUCGGAUAUGUGCAGGUCGUUGUACCUCCGCAGUUUGUAGAUGAAGAAAGCAGCCAGUCACACGUGUCAGUGACGGAGAGUCAAGACGUUCGUCUUGUGUGCCGCGCUGAAGGUGUUCCCAAGCCACACAUACGCUGGACCAGGGAAGACGGUCAGCCAUUCACAACCUCCAGAGGAAGUCAAGUUGUUAAGCACAUAGACUCCGGGGAGCUGGUGUUGAAGGAGGUCUCUCGCAAGGACAUGGGAGCUUACCUUUGCAUCGCCACGAACAAGGUCCCUCCCUCCAUCAGCAAGAGGAUAGUCCUUGAUGUCCAUUUUGCGCCACUGAUCACUGUGCCCAACCAGCUGGUGGGUGCCCCGGUAGGCACCUCAGUGACCCUGGAGUGCCAGGUGGCAGCCUUCCCAAAUGCUGUUCACUUCUGGCGAUUUAACAAUCAACUGCUGAUCAACUCCAGCAGACAGGAGACUCAAGAGCUACGAGACGGCUACACCACCACCAUGAAGCUUCUGCUGAGGAAUUUGAGGCACAAGGAAGACUUCGGAACCUACGUCUGCACUGCCAAGAACUCCCUCGGAGAGACAGAAAGUAAUGUAAGACUUUACGCAAUUCAGGAGAGCAACCUUACAUCCACCAAGCCACCUCGGUGGACAAAAGAGAAGGAGGCCGGAAAUCCGCCAAAAGGCAUACCUCCAUCGGCCACCACAUCCCAGAACUACAUGCAGCCUCCAGAGAUACACCCAACAUCCAACGGACACAGCCAACCCUUGGAACUCCAGAGAGGGGAUUGGACAUCCCCCAGAUAA
This is a messenger RNA of Cherax quadricarinatus, 990 nucleotides long. Lineage: Eukaryota; Metazoa; Arthropoda; Malacostraca; Decapoda; Parastacidae. The record is from RefSeq and is a predicted model, not a curated record.